CCGUUUGCCAGUUCAGCAGAUAUUAAACUGAUCGUCAAGUCCUCUGAUCGAUCCUCCACUGACACCUUUUAUCUGGACUGGCAAACAGGGUCUAUAGAUGUCUCAAGUAGAGAAGAGUUUAUCUACUGCCAGUUUCUGGGUGGCUAGAGUGCCAGAGAGUGUCUACUCCACUGACCCAGUCAUAUCUCUCAGAUCUGAGUUUGAGGUGAUCUUCAGAGCCUAUGAUGAGAAUGUUCAGUUCAACUAUUUGAGGAGUUUCAACCGUGUCCGUGUUACAUUCUCCUCUGUACCCCUGGCUGAGCAGGCUAGGGCCACUCUCAACAAUUGUAGAUUUCAAGGGACCGAUCUCAAAGUACGACCUGUCGUUCCUAUCAAGAUUGGUGCUGCCACACUGGGGGUACCAGAGAAGACCAAGCAGUUCCUCAUUUCUCCUCCUGCCUCCCCUCCAGUCGGCUGGGAACAGUCAGCCGAGGCCCAGCCUUGUGUGGAUUUCACCCUUGUCACUGCCCUAGCCAGCCUCCAGCUACCAGGUGACUGUCAUGAAGUGCAUGAAGGGUCGCCCUCCACCCCCAGUAUAUUCGUGGUCACUCCAGACGAUGGCAUGGAGACUGAGCUAGUACCAAGUGUUCUCAGGGACGAGAAGGAAAGAGAAACGAUUAGCAUGGCAGCAUUGCCUCGUUCUGUUGUACAAACAUCUAGACCUCCCUCGAAAUCAUAGUCAUCAUCCUGUUUUACGUUUUGUCA
Molecule: messenger RNA, 744 nt
Organism: Halichondria panicea
Lineage: Eukaryota; Metazoa; Porifera; Demospongiae; Suberitida; Halichondriidae
Product: calcipressin-1-like
Exons: 4
Coding region: 98-718 (206 amino acids)
Biological process (GO): calcium-mediated signaling
Cellular component (GO): nucleus; cytoplasm
Molecular function (GO): calcium-dependent protein serine/threonine phosphatase regulator activity; nucleic acid binding
Source: RefSeq, a predicted model, not a curated record